Molecule: messenger RNA, 3676 nt
Organism: Ilex paraguariensis (yerba mate)
Lineage: Eukaryota; Viridiplantae; Streptophyta; Magnoliopsida; Aquifoliales; Aquifoliaceae
Source: the annotation of a GenBank genome assembly
AUGGAUAAUAGAAAUACUUCUCCAUUUCUUUCCACUUUCAACUUUGUUCUGUGCCCUAAUUCAUUCUUUUUACUCCGAUUUAUUAUAGGUGGGUAUGAUUCUAUUAUCAUUUCCUGCUUGCAUUUUUUGUGUUAUAGCUAUGGUUUUUACUUGACUUUUUAUUUUCAAUUUCCAAUAAUUUAGUUCUAGUAUAAUUCGAAAAUUUAAUGUAGGAGGGUUAGUUUUUUUUUUUUUUUUUGUGGGUUGUAUGUAUCCAUUUUGGGCUUGAAACAUAAUGAUCUGUGUGGAUUUUAUUUUGCAUUUUCAGGAAUUCAACAUCUAUAUUCAUCUUUCAGCUUUGUGCUUAGGGGUUUUUCUUGGAGCUUGUGGACCUUUUGAUUCUUUCAUUUUUUUUCAAUUAUGAUUAGUUGGAGCAUGUAAUUGUGUUUUAACGGUUCUUAAAAUUUAUGUUAUUAUGGCCUUUGGUCCCAGUAACUAAGCCUUAUUGGAGUGAUGGUUUACAUGCCUAAUCUGGCAAUUGGGGUUUCAAUGUUGAAAUCUCCUAGUAAUUUUUUUUCCCUUUUGUAACUAUCAUCAUGUAAUUAAAUUUCCGUUAUUCCCAAAUUUUGGGGAUGACAUGAGCUGUGAUGUUGUAAUAAGAAGUUACUGGGUUGACUAUAAAAGCUUUAUUGUAGAGUUCAUACGGAGGCUAGGGUUUGAAAUAAAUUGUGAGGUGUUGGUUGGUGCUCUUCUUUUCAUGUGAAGUUUUACUUUUUGUGCUUUCCUUAUGUUAAUAUAUGGUUUCAAUUGGUUCUAUGGUUUCCUGUAUCGUUUUGUGUUUUGUCAGUUAUUGUGUUGGCUGUUUCAGCAUUUCGUGUGAUGAAUGUAUUCUCCAAGUGUGCUCAACUUUGUGAGACAAGACUAUGCUGGUGGUUGGCUGCUGGCCGCCAUAUGGUAGGGCCAAAAGUUCAGUGGUUGUUGGUUGUCGCUGUCAUUAUCUGGGCAGACAUUAAUUGACAGAUGGUAGACUGUUUUGUGGUUGGGCUUAGUUUUAUAUUCACCGAACCUAUUUUGAUUACAUAUUCUCUUAUUUAUGUAAAAAUGACUAGAAAUUGAUUCCUCUAUAUACUUUGCAAUAGAUAUAGAACUCCCUGUGUAUUAAUGUUCGUAAAUAAAUUUGUUUAUGAAGUAGCCACAAGGUUUGAAUUGCUUCUAUGGUUACUUAGUGACUGUCAAGCUGGGUCUUUUGGGCAAGGGUUACAAUGGAUUUAUCCAUUCAAAUUCAGAUAAUAAAAAACCACUGCUUUCAAGGUGUGGGUCAAAAGUGGGAAUCACAUCGAUUCAAAUCCGCAUUGACAAAGAUCUCUUGAUUCCUUGCCAAACAUUGAGAAUGAGAAAACUGGUGGCGUUAUCAUUUUUUGUAUUCCAGGUUUCCAGCUCUAAUUGCAUCCGUAUUGUUAGGCAAGCAGACUUAUGUAAGCUUCCUGGAAUGCCUUGUAUAACGGACCUGAUGUUUUCUCUUAUACCAUCUUAUUGAAAGUUGUCAGAUGUUGAGAUAUUAUUACAUAAUACUAUGGUUAUCACAGUAACACUGUCCUAUAUAUAUAUAUGUAUAUAUAUGAGUAUGACUGUAUGAGUGGACCAUGCACAGAUUGAUCUUUGCUAAGUCAGUGAUUUAUAUAUAUAUGAGUAUAACUGUAUGAGUGGACCAUGCACAGAUUGAUCUUUGCUAAGUCAUUGAUUUUUUAUUUCAUCAUUUUACUCUAUUGACCAGUCGCAUGGGGACGAAAUCAUUGUUUUUAAAUGUGUUAACUCAUUUAUUGAUGCUUAAGUGAACUUAGGGGGUUUGUGGGUCUUCUCUCCCUCAUAGAAGAGGUUGAGUGGGUGUUGAACUCCAGCUUUGAGUACGAGAAGGUGGUGAGAUUGACGUACCUCAACUUAACAAAAUCUUAAUCCCAACUAUUUAGAGAUUGAUGUACCUGCCAUGCUAUAUUUUUUAUUCUUAUGUUUGGUGGUGUUGACAUUUAUGCUAACUAAUAGGGGAAAUAAAUUAAGAAAAGAUAACUGAUUCCUUGAUAUGGAAAGAGAAUUUAACUAGGAGAUUCUCAGCAACCUAUUUUUCCUGUAGGAUCCACAGUCGAAUAAAUAGUAGCUAAUGAGGUUUGUACAUUUUUUUGAAAUAAUUUCUUGGGACUUCUGCCAUUAUUCCGUGCAUUCUAUCCCAUGACUUGCAGGGUUCAAGUUUCACUUGAGAUGUAAAAUGGUUAAGAGGUGAGUAGAUGAAGAGUUUGAGAAGGGACGGUGCAACAAUAUUUCUUCUAUAUGGAAAAUAGUAAGUGCUUUGAAUGUUAGGACAAACCAAAUGUUGAUUUUUAGCGUGUUUGCAUUUAUUUAUAUGGAAAGAGCGCAGGCUGCUUUGUCAAUCAUUUUUUUUUUUUGUUGAUGUAGUUUUUUGGCUUCUUUAUGGAACUUUAUGUGAGAUUUAAGCUAAUAAACAGUUACUUUUGUUGCUUCAAAGUUGUCCUUGUAACUUAAGGGGAGUCAAGCACUGGCAGAGACUUCAAUAGCUAAAUCAGCAACCUGCGUAUUUAUUGGUUUUAGUAAUUUGUAUCAUAUGAAGUAAUUCAGCAUAAUUCGGGAAGCAUUUCUUGGUGCAAACUGUGAAAACAUGGUUUGGUAAUUUCAGUGACCACUUUGUACCAGUAAGGAGGCAAGUUGGGUGUAUUGUUUGGCUACUGGGUUAUGGGCCUUCUGGCCUGUUAAGAGGGAAUAUAUUUUUCAAAGGCGGCAUCAGAUGUACUUAUUUGAGCUCAUAUUAUUUCUGAAAGAUGGUAAACUGUGUAUUUGCCCGGUCUCUUUUUUAGGGCUCCAGCUUAUUGCAACUGCUGUCAUGGUGUUGCUGUGGAGAUUGCAAUUGUGGUUGCGUACAUCAUGUUGAGUGGCAUAUGUAUAUAUACAUCCUCCCUGGGUCUCAUCAUUCAUAAUGUUUACUCCAAAGAAAGGUGGGACCCCUAGGAGAAAUGAGAUCGUGUUCUUUGCGCCCACUGGUGAGGAGGUCAAGAGUAAGAGACUGUUGGACCAGUAUCUCAAAUCUCACCCUGGAGGUCCUUCUGCCUCGGAAUUUGAUUGGGGCACAGGUGACACUCCAAGACGUUCUGGCAGGUUAAGUGCGAAAUCAAAAGCAAUGGAGACACCAGAAAGUGUGACUCCCAAGAAAAAGCAAAAGAAAUCCAGUUCAAAGAAGGGAGCAAAGGAGGAGGAGAAGGAUCAGGCUGCUGGAGAAGGUGAGGCUGCUGAAAACAAGGAAGCUGCUGCAGAAGAAACUAAAAACAGUGCAGGCAUUGCUACGGAAGAUACAGAGGGUCAUGAGGACCAUAACAAACGAGAGGUGGUUGAUGAGGAAACUCCUGGGGAUAAAGACAAUAUGGAAGGAGUUGAGAAGAAGAAUGGUGGAGGAGAGGUAGUUACUGAGGAAGCUCCCACAGGCACAGCUGAAGUUAAUGUGGAGGAGAUGGUGCAGAAAACCACAGACAAAAUUGAUGAGAGGGGCAUAGAUGAACCGGAAAAUCAGAAAAUCAACUAUGGGACUUCUGAUACAAAGGAGGAAGAAGCUGAGAAUAAAUCACUGCUGACUCCAGGGCUCGANCUCAUAUACAAAGAUAACAUUAUUCGCAUAUAUGUUUAUUUUUUUUAUUAA